This is a messenger RNA of Hyaloscypha bicolor E, 501 nucleotides long. RefSeq lists its product as uncharacterized. The record is from RefSeq and is a predicted model, not a curated record. Gene Ontology annotation, molecular function: protein binding. The transcript is spliced from 2 exons. Bases 1 to 501 code for a protein of 166 amino acids. NCBI's taxonomy places the organism in Eukaryota, Fungi, Ascomycota, Leotiomycetes, Helotiales, Hyaloscyphaceae.
AUGGCGCCCCCAAAAUCCAAGCCCCCUCCGGAUGACUCGAGGUCAGAAGCGUCGAGCACGAAAGAGAAAGUGGGAGCCAUCAAUUCGACCACUCUCAAUGGCAAAAAUCGGCGCGUUCCGGGCAGUACGACUGGUGGCAGCUCACUACGCGACGUAGUCACCGCGGGACCGAGCAGUGCUGUUGUAGGAAAUCCAAAUACUGUCGUGACCGAAGCAAAUCCAGGCCUCCAAUGGUCCAGCUUUGAUCCAUCGAUUCUGCACGGCUAUCGAUACGACUAUCGAUUGAAUACACCUGCAGCUUUCAGUAAACCGUACAAUCAGCUUGUGCUUUCUCGUUCACCGAUUGGGAAAAUGUCUCCAACGAUGGCUAGGCGGAAGGAAGAACGACGGCAGAGCAAGGAACAACUUGCGAACUCUGUGCGGAAACACUUCAACAGUAUGGGGAUAAUUGAGAGCGAGGUCGUGGUUGACUUUCUGUACAAGGUACGGUGGCAAGGUUAG